UCUUUGCAAAUGGAUUCAAAUUUGGUAGGCCUUCUUUGCAAAUGGAUUCAAACGAGGCUAAGUUAUUAGCUAGUCCCGCUAGUGAAAACUUUGUUAGCAUGGCUUCCCCUGGCUAGCAGCUAAGUAAUUAACUGCAAAGAUCAAACAAGUGCUUACUCGUCCUAAGCAUCAACAUCAACUUUCCCCUUGAUUCAGUCAAACAUGAUUUCCAAUCCAAUGACAUAUAUCCCGGAACGGGGCAACCAACCCUGCUGCCAAAUUUCCAGUCCUCGUGUUGACUCUGUGUGCAUCUAAGACUACUAUACUAGUAGGAGUGCACUAUAUAAGAAGCUAGGCCACGGAUCUGUCUUUGUCCCGUAGUGGUAGCAGCAAAGUACCCAGCCAUCAAAAAAAAAAAAAAGCAGCAAAGUACCCUGCGUUGCCUGCAGGGCCACCACUGGCACCGACCGAGGAACUGAGGAAGUGCGUGCGCAGCCUGCAACCCAUGGCCGCUUCUCGCCGCUCCUCCGUUGAGCUGCCCGUCGCGGACCCGGCGGCGGAUCGAGACCAAGUCCGGCUGCGCCAGCUGGGCUACAAGCAGGAGCUCAAGCGAGGCCUCUCCGUUCUUUCCAACUUCGCCUUGUCGUUCUCCAUCAUCUCCGUGUUCAUGGGCGUGACCAUCACCUAUAACACCGGCCUGCGCUACGGUGGCCCGGUGUCCAUGACGCUGGGGUGGCUCGUCGUCUCCGCCCUCAACGGCUGCGUCGCGCUGUCCAUGGCGGAGAUCUGCUCGGCGUACCCGACCUCCGGCGGCCUCUACUACUGGAGCGCCAAGCUCGCCGGCAAGGACUUGGCUCCCUUUGCGUCCUGGCUCACUGGAUGGUUCAACAUCGUGGGACAGUGGGCAGGUACGACGAGCGUGGACUUCUCAUUGGCGCAGCUUGUGCAGGUGAUGGUCCUGCUGGGCACCGGAGGGCUCAACGGCGGCGGCUACAUGGCAUCCAAGUACGUCGUGCUGGCCAUCUAUGGUGCCAUCCUGGUCAUACAUGGCUUAAUGAACAGCCUCCCUAUCCACUGCCUCGCAUGGUUCGGCCAUCUCGGAGCAUUCUGGAAUACCGCAGGCACAUUUGCUCUGGUGAUCAUCAUUCCAGCUGUUGCGACGGAGAGGGCGAGCACGGAGUUUAUCUUUACACAUUUGAACACAGAAAAUGGCAUGGGUAUCCACGACAAGGCCUACAUUCUUGCCAUGGGGCUGCUGAUGAGCCAGUACUCGCUCAUCGGCUAUGACGCAUCAGCACACAUGACGGAGGAGACAAAGAACGCGGACUGGAGUGGUCCAAUGGGGAUCGUCACUUCCGUUGCUCAGUUGCUCUGUCCAGCGUCUUGGGAUGGAUUUACCUGGUGGCUUUGGCGUCGCUGAUGACGGACAUCACAUACCUCCUGGACCCCGGCAACGACGCCGGCGGAUACGCCGUCGUGCAGGCCCUGUAUGACGCCUUCCACAGGAGGUUCGGCAGCGGCGUCGGAGGCAUCGUGUGCUUGGGGAUCGUCGCCGUCACCACCUUCCUGUGCGGCUCUGCAUGCGUCACCAGCAACUCAAGGUAUUACGUGCAGUGCAGUGCAGUGCGUGCUCCCGAUUAUUGUGUAAAACUGAA
Molecule: messenger RNA, 1634 nt
Organism: Panicum virgatum (switchgrass)
Lineage: Eukaryota; Viridiplantae; Streptophyta; Magnoliopsida; Poales; Poaceae
Product: amino-acid permease BAT1 homolog
Exons: 6
Coding region: 485-1399 (304 amino acids)
Biological process (GO): gamma-aminobutyric acid transport; transmembrane transport
Cellular component (GO): membrane
Molecular function (GO): gamma-aminobutyric acid transmembrane transporter activity; L-lysine transmembrane transporter activity; L-glutamate transmembrane transporter activity
Source: RefSeq, a predicted model, not a curated record